GCAAAUUCGAGGUUCAACAGAUGGGAGGGCUUACAGGCGUAUCAUGGGCUCUGCUGGUGGUUCAUUCGAUAUGGUCAUUUGCGCUUGGUCUUGAUAUGCACAAGUUCUGGAGAAUGCGGAAAAAAAUGAGGAUAUUUGCACGUUGGCCAGCGCUAGCUCUCCUCAGCGGCUGCGCGGGUGGCGUAGUUCAAGCCUGCAUCGUGCUGCAGGAGGUCUUGGCUCAGGAGGGCCACGUCUUGCCCUGCGUCGUGGUCCUCUAUCUGAACCCUGUGGUGAUCGGACCUUACGCCUUCUCGUAUCUGUUGAGAGGUCUCAGGGCGGUCAUCAUAUCUGACAAAGGUUGGGAUAUCCGACAUUGAUGUGUCCAAAACCUCGAGACAAUGUUUCGAACGCUAGAGAAAGAAAGGUUCAAACAACUGUCCAAAUAACGAUGGCAAAAUACAACAAAACAAAUCACCCUUCGGUGGUAUUGAAUAUGUAGUUCGUGACAUAGUAGGCUGUUGUAGAAGGAGGAAUUUAAAGCUCCGUUUCCGGGCGAACGAGCUUGUUUAUCGUUCGGCACUACAGUCCUUCCAAACCAAGAGAAGAGCAGCACACGAAACCAAAAGGAGUACAUGGUGAGGCCCUGAAGUUGAUGGCAUGUUUCUUCCCAAAAAAAUCAUCGAAAUACGAUGGAUCCCCAUGAUUGAUCUGUUCUUGUCAGGUUUGUGAUAAAAACUGUUCGAAACGUCUGAUGCAUCAAAUUGCCAUGAGGAGCGUCU
Molecule: messenger RNA, 761 nt
Organism: Ectocarpus siliculosus
Lineage: Eukaryota; Phaeophyceae; Ectocarpales; Ectocarpaceae
Source: the annotation of a GenBank genome assembly